AUGGAGACUCUUCACCUUUCGUCCCAGGUUACAGACUGCGGGGGCGGGUUUCUCAGCCUUGUCGAAGCGCUGAAGCAUGCCCCCCACUUCGCAACGCAAACGUCACCAGGGAAAGUCAAUGAUGAGUUCGAUAGGUUCAAGAUAUGGGCUGGGAAUGUUGCCGCCCACCGCAAAGGGCGUCGAAGCCUCGAGUACCGCCUUCGCGAUGCUGAGCACCUCAAGAACGAAGCGCAGAAUCUUCUUACAGCCUUGCAGGAGUCUUUAAACCAUGGCUUGAGUAUUGUGAAAGGAGAAAGAGUUCCCUGGGAUGAAAUGUCCGACUCUGACACAGAUUCCGAGCCUGAAGCCGGAUCAUCAGAGAUCAAGGCUGAGCUAUUGGUCGGCGACACGGAAUUGAAGCAGAUAUUUGCUGCGAUCCGGGAUACUAUCACUUGUCUUUUUCGAUUGUCAAUGGCUAUCCGAGAUCCCGCUCCCAACACCCAGUCCGGCAGUACGAUAAUAGUCGACAAGUCGUACUUCGAGCACUACGAUAUCGAACACGUGAAAGAAAAACUCCCCGGAUGCGACAAAGAUUUGACCGAGCGACUUGGAAGAGCCAUUUCAGCUCGGCGCCAGUAUCUAAACUACCGCGAGGAGCAUCACAGGAAGCUGACGAAAGGGAUUGAGAAGCUAGGAUUUGAGGAGCCGAAAACUGAACACACAGCAAACAGCACUGAAGCCUCACCAAUGCCAAAACUUCUCAGUGUUUCCAAAGACGCUAACGAGGUGAUGGAUGAUAAGGUGAUGGAUGACGGUGAUGAUGGGUUAUCUCAAACCUCGUACGCGACAUCAAUCAAUGCGACGUUGAAAGUGCCGUCUUUGCCGAGGGUGGCCCAGGAGAACGAAUGCUAUGAAUGCCCGCUGUGCUUUAUGAUAUUAUCUAUUCGCACAAAGCCGGCUUGGAAGAAACACGUGUAUCGCGAUCUUCAUCCUUACUGCUGUACCUUCAAGCAUUGCACGACAGCAGACCGCCUCUAUGAUUCUCGACGUGCAUGGUUUAAGCACGAGAUGGAAGCCCAUAGAACUCUCUGGCAAUGCAUCGAGGGUUGCGAGAAAGACUUCUCCUCUGAGAGAGACUUUGUUGAGCAUGCCCAGCAAGUGCAUCCCGAAGUAGCAACAAAGGACGCCAUUUCGAUCCUCAAACGGACGUCGAUACGAAGCGCAAAUAGCAUGCAGCAUACCAACUGUCCGAUAUGCAACGAGUCUCUAAGUCUCCACGCGCUCCAGAAACAUCUCGGACGCCAUCAAGAACAACUUGCGUUGUUCGCUCUACCUGCUAGUGUCGAUGAUGCCGACGAUGAUGAUGAUGCCAAC
Messenger RNA from Mytilinidion resinicola, 1353 nucleotides. RefSeq lists its product as uncharacterized. The transcript is spliced from 3 exons. The annotation marks the transcript as partial. NCBI's taxonomy places the organism in Eukaryota, Fungi, Ascomycota, Dothideomycetes, Mytilinidiales, Mytilinidiaceae. The record is from RefSeq and is a predicted model, not a curated record.